GGGGCGGGCUGCGGUGCGCGGCUGGGGGCGGGCUGCGGUGCGCGGCCUGGAGGCUCGGCAAUGGCGGGGCUGGGGCUGUUGCCGCUGCUGCUUCUGCUGCCAUCGGCACUGCAAUUGCUGGCGCGGGCGGCGACGCCACUGGAGCCGGGACCGGCCGACCUUCCGCUGCCGGCCCAGUCCCCGGACGCUCUCUUCGCCGCCGGCGCUGAGGCGUACUCCCGGGGCGACUGGCCCGCUGUGGUGCUGCAGAUGGAGCGGGCACUGCGGGCCCGCGCGGCCCUGCGCUCCCGGUUGGUGCGGUGCCGCUUGCACUGCGCCAACGCCACGGCGGGAUCGGCGAAGGGAAUCGAGAUCCAUCCCGGAUCGGUGAUCCGCGACCUGCUCUUCUUCCGAGGGCUAUUGCGGCGCGCCGCUUGCCUGCGGGGCUGCGGGCCCCCCGCGCCCUCCCGGUACCGGCUGGGCGACGAGCUGGACAGGGAGUUCAGUAAGCGCAGCCCUUACAACUACCUCCAGGUCGCCUAUUUCAAGAUGAACCGGCCGGCAAAGGCAGCAUCAGCAGCACACACCUUCUUCGUGGCCAAUCCUGGACACCAGGAGAUGAGACAAAACCUGGAGUACUACCAAGCCAUGGCAGGCGUCCGUGAGGAGGACUUCACCGAUCUGGAGGCCAAACCCCACAUGAGUGAGUUUCAGCUGGGUGUCCGAUUUUACACGGAGGAGCAGCCUGCUGCUGCCAUUCUACAUCUGGAGAAGGCACUGGAGGAGUACUUUGUGGCAGAUGCCGAGUGCCGCCUGCUCUGCGAGGGGCCCUAUGACUACGAGGGCUACAACUACCUGGAGUACAAUGCAGACCUUUACCAGGCCAUCACAGAUCACUACGUGCAGGUGCUGAGCUGCAAGCAGGGCUGUGUUACGGAGCUGGCCUCGCAGCCUGGCCAGGAGAAGCCUUUGGAGGAUUUCCUACCCUCACACUUCAACUACUUGCAGUUUGCCUACUACAACAAUGGGAAUUAUGAGAAAGCCGUGGAAUGUGCAAAAACCUACCUGCUCUUCUUCCCAAGUGAUGAGGUGAUGACGCAGAACUUGGCCUAUUACACUGCUGUCCUCGGGGAGAAACUGGCAGGUCCCAUCCAGCCCAGAGAGGAAAUCCAAGCAUACUGCCAGCGAAGCCUGCUGGAGAAGGAGCUGCUGUUCUUCAGCUAUGAUGUCUUUGGCAUUCCCUUCGUGGACCCGGACACAUGGACACCUGAAGAGGUGAUACCCAAAAGGCUGCAAGAGAAACAAAAGGUGGAACGGGAGACAGCAGCACGCAUCUCAGAGGAGAUCGGCAACCUCAUGAAGGAGAUUGAGACACUGGUGGAGGAGAAGUCCAAGGAGUCUGCUGAUAUGAGCAAGUUCAUCCGAGAAGGUGGCCCCUUGGUGUACAAAGGAGCCAGUGUCACCAUGAACUCCAAGGCCCUGAACGGCUCCCAGCGCGUGGUGGUGGAUGGAGUUCUUUCUGCCGAGGAGUGCCAGGAGCUGCGUAGCCUCACCAGCGCAGCUGCUUCUGCUGGGGAUGGCUAUCGUGGGAAGACAUCUCCUCACACCCCCAGUGAGACCUUCUAUGGAGUGACUGUCCUCAAGGCCCUCAAGCUGGGCCAGGAGGGCAAGGUGCCCCUGCAGAGCGCCUAUCUCUACUACAACGUGACGGAGAAGGUGCGACACAUGAUGGAGUCCUACUUCCGCCUGGAGGUUCCGCUCCACUUCUCCUACUCCCACCUGGUGUGCCGCACAGCCAUCGAUGACACCUCCUUGCUGCUCCAUUUCCCAAAAGGAAGAUGUGGGGAGCUUGUCCUUAGGCCCACGUUGGGAACAGGAGCAGCUUUGUUGGUUGCCCCUGAAAAGCAAGAAGGCCGAAAUGACAACAGUCAUGAGGUGCAUGUGGACAACUGCAUACUCAACACAGAGGCUCUGGUGUGUGUGAAGGAACCCCCAGCCUACACCUUCCGGGAUUACAGUGCCAUCCUCUACCUUAAUGGGGACUUUGAAGGAGGAGCUUUCUACUUCACCGAGCUGGAUGCCAAGACCGAGACUGCAGAGGUUCAGCCUCGGUGUGGCCGUGCUGUGGGCUUCUCCUCCGGCUUGGAGAACCCUCAUGGAGUGAAAGCUGUGACAAAGGGCCAGCGCUGCGCCAUUGCCCUCUGGUUCACCCUGGACCCUCGGCACAGCGAGCGGGAGCGUGUGCAGGCAGCUGACCUGGUGAAGAUGCUUUUCAGCACGGAAGAGGGGGAUCUGCUGCGGGAGCCAGAGCAGGAGCUGCUAACCACUGUCACUGUGGGGAAGGAUGAGCUGUGACAUUUCAUGGGGACAAGGGCAUAGACAGUGACACCAGCAUUACAGAUCCAGGCCACUCAGCCGUGGCGAUGCCAGCAGGGAUCCUGACUAUGCUACCAGCCAAUAUGGGAUGGGGAGCUGGGGGAUGUCCUGCACUACUCCAAGCAGUACUCAGCAUUCUCCAUGCAGAGGUGACCUAGGAGUAUCACAGAGAGUGUUGGAGGAGUGGCAUGGGGGACAAGGGAGGGAUACUCUUAGGGGUCAAGGCCUGAUGCCCAGGUAGCAGGCAUCUGCCUUUCUUCCCAGCUGAACCUGCAGCUAUUUAAGUGCCUUCUGCAGAAAAUGGGUGAAUAAAGUGGUGUUUUUUUUCUAA
Messenger RNA from Pogoniulus pusillus (Red-fronted tinkerbird), 2686 nucleotides. It is a transcript of the gene P3H1, whose product is annotated as prolyl 3-hydroxylase 1. Gene Ontology annotation, biological process: collagen metabolic process. Bases 61 to 2334 code for a protein of 757 amino acids. NCBI's taxonomy places the organism in Eukaryota, Metazoa, Chordata, Aves, Piciformes, Lybiidae. Gene Ontology annotation, molecular function: iron ion binding; L-ascorbic acid binding; protein binding. The transcript is spliced from 16 exons. The record is from RefSeq and is a predicted model, not a curated record. Gene Ontology annotation, cellular component: endoplasmic reticulum.